CCGGCUCCUCCACACUCACACGGUGCACUCCACCCGGGCCGGAGGAAGCGACGAUGCCUCCCAGGAGGUGACCUCGGCUGAAUCCUUAGCCACAUUUCCCUGAACAUGGAAUCCAAAUCUAUUCAUAUAGAAUAGAUUGAGCCUUUAAAAUGGGGUUUAUUUCCAAGCCGGCGACGAGGUGAGGCGAAAGCGGCGGCCGCGGUGGAAGCCCAAGAUAGAAAGCGCUUUAUUGAGAGGAGCAGGGAGGGAGGGAGGGAGGGAGAGAGACCGCGACGCUCUCCCGUCUAAGAGGAUAAAGGGAAAAGAAAAAAAAGCGAAACUGAGCUAUAUUUAAGCGGGCUGUUUCGGGCCAGCCUCCCGUGCCACCAUGAGCAGCAGCAGCGGGCCGGAUGAGAGCUCGGUGCGCGUCGCCCUGAGGAUUCGUCCUCAGCUGCCCAAAGAGAAGAUUGAGGGCUGUCACAUCUGUACGUAUGUGAUGCCAGGAGAACCCCAAGUGGUCCUGGGCAAGGACAAGGCCUUUACCUAUGAUUAUGUCUUCGAUAUGGACACCCAGCAGGAGACGAUCUAUACCCACUGCACCGAGAGGCUCAUCGAGGGUUGCUUUGAGGGCUACAACGCCACAAUCUUUGCAUAUGGACAGACCGGUUCGGGGAAGACGUACACCAUGGGAACUGGCUUCGAUGUCAACAUCGGAGAGGACGAGCUGGGCAUCAUUCCCCGGGCCGUGAACCACCUGUUCAGAGGAAUCGAGGAGCGCAGACAGGCCGCCACUGAGCAGGGCAGGCCUGUUCCUGAAUUCAAGAUCAAUGCACAGUUCCUAGAGCUUUACAACGAGGAGGUGCUCGAUUUGUUCGACACAACUCGAGACCUCGAGGCCAGGAAGCAGAAAUCCAACAUCAAAAUCCACGAGGACGCCAAUGGAGGCAUCUACACGGUGGGGGUCACCACCCGCACCGUCACCUCUGCAGCCGAGAUGAUUCAGUGUCUGAAGCUGGGCGCUCUGUCUCGCACCACCGCCAGCACCCAGAUGAACGUCCAGAGUUCACGCUCCCAUGCCAUCUUCACCAUCCACUUGUGCCAAGUGCGAGUCUGCUCCCCUGAUAACAAUGUAGGUAUUGUUAUGAAAGGCAGCCGAGGACUGGUGUGUUUGGAUCACUCGCAGUUCUGUUUAUUUACUUUACUUUCCCUUUUCGUCCAGGAUAACGCAACGGAUAACCGUCUGGCUAACGACUCGGAGAUCGAUGAGUUUGAGACUCUGACGGCCAAGUUCCACUUUGUGGACCUGGCGGGUUCUGAGAGAUUAAAGAGAACUGGAGCUACAGGAGACAGAGCAAAAGAGGGCAUCUCCAUCAACUGUGGGCUGCUCGCCCUGGGAAAUGUCAUCAGUGCUCUUGGAGACAGGAGUAAGCGCUCCACUCACGUGCCUUACAGAGACUCCAAACUGACCCGGCUGUUACAGGACUCACUAGGUGGCAACAGUCAAACUGUGAUGAUCGCCUGCAUCAGCCCGUCAGACAGGGACUUCAUGGAGACCUUGAACACACUAAAAUACGCCAACCGGGCCCGGAACAUCAAGAACAAGGUGAUGGUGAACCAGGAUAGGGCCAGCCAGCAGAUCAGCGCCCUGAGGACAGAGAUAGCACGACUGCAGAUGGAGCUGAUGGAGUACAAGACUGGAAAGCGCAUGGUGGGUGAAGAUGGCAUGGAGGGCAUCAACGACCUGGUCCAUGAAAACUCCAUGUUGCAGACGGAGAAUAACAACCUGAGAGUGAGAGUGAAGGCCAUGCAGGAGACCAUUGAUGCCCAGAGAGCCCGACUCACUCAGAUCCUCAGUGACCAGGCAAACCAGGUUCUUGCCAAAGCAGGUGAAGGUAACGAAGAAAUCGGCAACAUGAUUCAGAACUACAUCAAAGAAAUCGAGGAGCUCAGAGCCAAACUUCUGGAGAGUGAGGCCGUGAACGAGAACCUCAGGAAGAACCUGUCCCGGGCCUCCACUCGUUCCUCGCUGUAUGGCGGCCCCGCCCUCCUUGCUCCAGGGAAGGAGGCCAGGGACGUCAUCGAGAUGGCCAAGAAGGACCUGGAGAAACUCAAGAAGAAGGAGAAAAAGAAGAAAAAGAGACUGAGGCAGUACGAAGAGAAUCACCAUCAUGAGCUUGAGGACGCCAGUGUUGUCAAAGAGGAGCUGCCGGACAACGAUCAGGAAAGAGGAAACGAGGAGGCAGAGGUGGAGGGCAGCGACCACGAAGAGGGCGAGGAUGCUGAUGGAGAAGAGGAGGACUUUGAGAUGGCAGGAGAGGAGACAUCUGAGGAGUCUGACUCUGAAGAACUGGAUGAGAAAGAAAACGUUCAGGCCGACCUGGCCAACAUCACCUGUGAGAUCGCCAUCAAGCAGAAGCUGAUCGAUGAGUUGGAGAACAGCCAGCGGCGUCUGCACACUCUCAAGCAGCAGUAUGAACAGAAGCUGAUGAUGCUGCAGAACAAGAUCAGAGACACGCAGCUGGAGAGGGACAAAGUGCUGCACAACAUGGGUUCAGUGGAGUCCGGUACGGAGGAAAAGGCCAAACGGAUCAAAGCCGAGUACGAGAGGAAGCUGAGCUCCAUGAACAAAGAGCUGCAGAAGCUCCAGUCUGCCCAGAAGGAGCACGCCCGCCUGCUGAAGAACCAGUCACAGUACGAGAAGCAGCUCAAGAAACUCCAGCAGGAUGUGACCGAGAUGAAGAAAACCAAAGUGGCACUGAUGCGCCAGAUGAAGGAGCAGCAGGAGAGAAACAGGGCCACAGAGUGCAGGAGGAACAGAGAGAUAGCCUCACUGAAAAAAGACCAGCGCAGAGCUGAGCACCAGCUGAGGCAGCUCGAGGCCCAGAAGAGACAGCAGGAGCUGAUCCUCCGUCGGAAGAAUGAAGAGGUGACCGCUCUUAGGCGCCAGGUGAGGCCCGUGUCCGGAAAGGUGAUCAGGAAAGUGAGCCUACCUGAACCUCCUCAGGAACCCUCUCAUAGAGCAGUCCCAGGACGGCUGCAGUCCUCUAGUGCAAGCUCUUCCAACGGAGCCAGGAGUUCCCCAGUGCGGAUGGGAAGUAUCUACCUCAACAGAUCAGCCAGGGCCAAGUGGCAGUCACUGGAGAGACGCAUCAAUGACAUCAUCAUGCAGAGGAUGACCAUCUCUAACAUGGAGACGGAUAUGAACCGACUACUGAAGCAACGUGAGGAGCUGACUAGACGACGUGAGCGAGUGUCUAGGAAAAGAGAAAAAACGGCAGUAGACGGCGCAGACGCCGACCGCUCCCUGGCGUCUCUGAACGAGGAGCUGGAGUCCCUGAGCGCCAACAUCGACUACAUCAACGACAGCAUCGCCGACUGCCAGGCCAACAUCAUGCAGAUGGAGGAGGCCAAGGAGGAAGGAGACACCGUGGAUGCUGCUGCUGUCAUCAGUUCCUGUAACCUAUCAGAGGCCCGCUUCCUACUUGACCACUUCAUGACUAUGGCCAUUAAUAAGGGUCUGCAGGCGGCUCAAAAGGACUCCCAGCUGAAGGUGAUGGAGGGCAGGCUGAAGCAGACGGAGAUCAACAGCGCCACGCAGAACCAGUUGCUCUUCCACAUGCUCAAGGAGAAAGCUGAGAUCAACCCAGAGCUGGACGCAUUGCUGGGCAGCGCUUUGCAAGAGUUAGGUUACCUGUCUCCAGAGAACGGAGAUGACAGCAGUAGUGAUGAAUCCACCCCCAGUCCAGCCACAGAGGGCAGCACACUGGCAUCAGAUUUAAUGAAGAUGUGUGGUGAAUCCAGACCAAGAAGCAAGGCUCGAAGGCGAACCACCACACAGAUGGAAUUGCUUUAUGCCAGCAGUGGAGAUUUGUCCUGUGAAUCCCCCACUGGAGACUUUUCAGCCCCUCUGCUGCCCCUCACUGAGCGCCUGGAAGGACCGGCAGACAUGCAGGGUCAAGCGGUUGGUCAAACCGCUGACCGUGAGCAAACUGUUUCCCCAUCUGCGCUGUCUGCCAGGCCAGCUGCCAUUUCCAGAUCCAGAUCACCUACAGGAGCUGAGAGGAAACAACUGGAGCGCUCGCCGCUCAGCCGCAGGAAGAUGCACGAGAAAGGAGGCGUGGCGUCGCAGAUCCCAGGACCUGUACACGCAGCUCCAGUUAGCACAGCGGAAACUAAAACCAAAGCCAGUGACUACAAAUCCCUGCUGGAGGACUCGCCUGCGUUUGAAGGCCACAGGGGUGUCAUCAACCCUGUAACAAGCCCCAAGAACAGUCGGGGGGCCAAACUUCAGUGUGUUUAUGUAGCUGAGGGCCACACCAAGCCUGUUCUCUGUGUAGACGCCACUGAUGACCUGCUGUUUACAGGGUCUAAAGACCGGACAUGUAAGGUCUGGAACUUGGUGACAGGUCAGGAGAUCAUGUCUUUGGCUGAUCAUCCCAGCAGUGUCGUCUCAGUCAGGUACACUUCCAGCCUUGUCUUCACCGUUUCCACUGCUUACAUCAAAGUUUGGGACAUACGAGACUCUGCCAAGUGUAUCCGCACACUCACGUCGUCGGGACAGGUGGGCUCAGGAGACACCUGUUCUUCUGCUCGGAGUUUAUCCAUCCCACCUGGAGAGAGUCAGAUCAAUCAGAUUACUCUCAACCACACUGGCUCUUUUCUGUAUGCUGCUGCUGGCAAUGCUGUCCGCAUGUGGGACCUCCGCAAAUUUGCAUCUACGGGGAAGCUGACCGGCCAUCUGGGGCCUGUUAUGUGUCUGACAGUCGAAAAGUUGGGCAGCGGGCAGGACCUGGUGCUCACCGGCUCCAAAGACCAUCAUAUUAAAAUGUUUGAGGUGACAGAGGGUGCUCAGGGUAGCAUCACCUCCUGCCAUACGUUUGACCCCGUCCAUCAGGACAGCGUGGAGUCUCUCACUGUCCAUGGAGACUUUUUCUACAGCAGCUCCAGAGACUAUUAUAUUAAAAAGUGGGACUUGGCCAGUAAGAAACUGUUACAGUCGGUCAAUGCCAAGGCAGACUGGGUUAGUGCUCUGGGUGUGGUGCCAGGCUCCCCGGUUCUGCUCAGUGGGUGCAGAGGAGGGCUGCUGCGCCUUUGGCACACUGACUCGCUAGCACCCCUCGGUGAGGUCCAAGGACACGACAGUCCGAUCAACGGCCUGGCUACUAACAGCAGCCAACUGUUCACUGCCUCUGAUGACCGAACUGUGAAGAUUUGGGAAGCCAAAGGAUCUCUGGAGGAUGGAUUUUAAUGACUGCUGGAUUUAAUGACACAGGAUUGUCCACUGGCCAUCAGUCAGUCAACAUGAAUUAUUUGCAAAGUUUCUAUAACAUCUUCGACUUGAGAAAUUACUGACUGGGAAACCCAGAGAGGGUCCCAAAUCAAUAGGUAUGGCAGGAUAGGCCCACAAUAACCUUAAAACAUCCCUGAUACUUGACUUGGAAUAGUUUCAGGGAAAUCAUUCUUUCCAGCUGAGUAGCAUUACUGACAUUUUAGGUCAAAACAUCAUCCGUGAACCUCUCAAGCUCCUAUAAUCAUAGAACUGCUGCAGUGGCCAGCUCAUUUCAUAGCUGUGACUGUAAUAGAGUGAAAAGAAAAGUAGGAGUAGGAGUUUGUGGUGCAUUCAACAUUCCCUGUCAGUUCAACGCAAGACAACAUGGAUACUGUCUAUGCAUAUUAUUCAUUUUUGCCAGAGCUACUAAGAAAAAGGAAAACAGAUUAAAUUAUUUGCUUCAUUGCACCAAUUCUUCUUCAUCAAAACCACGACUGCUGAAAAAUCUGUGUCCCAAGACAAGACACGGAAAUAUUUAUACUCCAGCAAUAACUGUGAGUCUGUUCUUUUUGUUCACGUGAUGGGUGGUGUAUUGUGUCUUUCUGGCAUUGUUGUGCUGGUCUCUUUAUGUAUGCAUGUGUUCUCAGUUACCAAGGACCAACUGAAGCUGCAUAUAUAUUGAGCUGUUACUGCCAAGCCCAUCAGAUUAAAGUAGAGGCAUCAAAAUAAAGCAUACACCAUGCUCUUUUAACACAGUUCUUAUACAGUUUAAAUUUACCCAGGCUUAGUCAGGAUUAAGCUUUUAAAAAAAAAGAAGAAAUAAAAUAAAACAAACUGCAGGUAUCAUAGCUGAAUAGUACUAUUCCUACAUUACAUAUUGCCUUAAAAAGCAGAUAGUACUCUCUGCUUUUUAUCUGCUGAAACAUUACCUUUGAAAAAGGCUACUUUGUCAUAAGACAUAACAGCGAAAGACAUUUUAAAACCCAUGAUAAUUCAAAGUCUAAUGUAGUAUUUUUAAAUAACAAUAUAAAUCUAUAAUUGUAUAAAUCUGAACAACAUAAAAUAAAGUUAACUUUCCUAGCUUAAAAGGCUAACAGUACCUGCUAGGCUAGUUAGCUUUUAGCUAGUUUAGCUGAUACUUUUCACAGUGUCCAGAAAACAUAUCCUGCCCUGUCUUUCUGUAACGAGACAGCUCAAUUAUGAAACUACUUGAACAUUAAAUUAUAUUUAAAAUUUCAAAAACAUACGGAAAAAUAUGCUAGCUAGCUAGCAGCAAAUCUAUUAUUUAUUGCAUUUGCCCGCACAUUGAUUCUGUGUGUGGCAAAACACUUACUAAAUGUUAGAUUGUGAUCAUUUUUGAAUGUGUAUGGUACCACAUUGCGACAGGUUUUUAAAAAAGAACUGAGCAGGAUAACCAUUUAAGAACAGGUAAUAAUGAACAUUUGUUCACAUUUCCAACUCAACAGCUUUUUCUGAUUAUAGUCGGCCAUCAGCUCGGUUUCUCAAUCCUCUGGUUGAUACUUUUUUAUAAAGCAUCUCUUGGUCUUUUACUUUGUACUCACCAUUAUUUUUACAUGUUAAGGUAAUCCACUGAGCGUAAUUCUCUGCCUGUCUUCGAUAGUUGUACGACACUUGCAUGGCUGAAGCACUGCUCUGGCAGCAAGUGCUUUUAUGAAACAUUCGUCAUAUGCCAUGCGCAGUCCUGAUUUACAGUCAGUGAUUGUAAAUCAUUCAUCUUGAUAGACUCAAGCACCUUGUAAUUCCCAAGUCAUGUAAUACGGUAGGAGUUACAGUCUUGUGAAAGCAUUUCUUCUUCAAGUGUGUGUAUGUGCAUGUUUUUCCAACCAAAUUGUGUGGCAGUUUCUUGUAUAUUACUGUUCAUCUCUGCUGUUUUAGUACCUGUAAACUGCACAUGUGCUGCAAUUAAGCAUUUGAAAAGAACAUUCAGUCUGUCAAAUGUGUAAAAAUGCUAGGACUAUUUAUUUAUUUUUUCUCAGAUUUUUCUGUUGUGUCUUAUCCACUGAAAGUUUUUGAACUCUUUCCAUCUGAUACCUCUGUUAUCUUGCUGUUGUAGACGACUGACUCCAUAUACAGAGGUAUUAUCAGUGCCUGUAAUUAAUCCUGAACUGUAUGCAGUGACUGAGAAAUCACUACCUGAUAAAUGUUGGCUAUCCCUCAUUAAAAAAGUUAGGUAAACAUUUGCUCCUGAACUACUCUUUCACAAGUAUCCGUUAAAUAAAUUUGCUGCUCUUACUGGGAUACACGAGGUAGAAGUUGUUAGCAAAGGUAAAGUCAAUGGGACUCAGGUAAUUGCACUGAAAAAUCUUUUUAUUUUGUGAGUUGAAUUGACUUUCCCUCUGUCUCACAAGAGUUUAAAUCGAGUACAGAAAUCGGUUUUCAGUCCCAUUGACUAAAUAAUCCCCUAGAAACCAGAUGAGCUGUAAGUGUUCCUAGGCUGUUUAAAAUCGUAAUUAUCCCUCUAAUUGUAAUAUUAUAUUUUGAAAUGUGGCUGUAAAUUUCAUCUUGUGUAAAUACGCCGUUUCAUUCCUGCUGAUUCUCUUGUGUACAAUUUUUAAGUGAUUAAGAUCGGUUGCAGCGUGGAAAUAAAUUUUAAUAUUUAAAAAAGUUUUUUUUUUUUAAGCUUCAUGUCUGUCUUGUUUUUUUUCUUUAAAUCGUGUAUUAAUAUGUUGUGACCACAUGGUGGUAGUACUGUAUAAUGACACCUGAGUGAUUGAGUAGGUAAACACAGAGACUGUGCUUCAUUUGAUGUGCAUACAAAUGAGGCUUUUUUUCUGUAUUAUUUUAAUCAUUUCUGUCAUGACUAAUUACAAUUUCAGGCAAUACCCACAUCCAAACUCCACAAAAAGAAAACCGCGAAUAAAUAAAUGACCCAUUGGAUGAUGGAAUAAAUUGGCCUAUGGCUCUAUGAAUAAUUAUGACUUUAAAUGUGUAGAAUCUUAAACACUGUGUGUCCUCAACAUGCGAUAUAUACAUUGUGCAGUAUCUUCCUCUCUGUACCCAUUAAGUCAUUAUUUGUCUACAAGCUUAUUUCAAUUGCCUUUUAAUUAUAACUCCAGGCAGCAGACUGCCUCAAGUGUACUGAUAAAGAUAAAGCAGGAGGCAAAAAAAGAUAAAAAAAAAUAAUGUAAAGAGGGAUAGAAGGAUCGAUAUUCAAUGUUCAGAGGUAGUGAGAGCAGCAGAGUGUUAACUGGCCUCAUGGCAGAGGAACGGUGUCUGACACUUUCUUAUAUGUCCUGUGUUGAACACAAUUAAUUCUGUUCCACUUCAUACUAAUACGCCUCAUAAGUGCAAUCAGAUGACAUAACACCCACACAAUGCCACUUUCAACCUCAUUAACUCAGCCUAACUUAUUUUCUUUCUCUGCUUUUAUUUUGACAGGGAAUUGAUUAUGUUUCAUUUGAGAUUCUCAAAUAAAAUCAGACUUCCCAAACUG
Messenger RNA from Pelmatolapia mariae (spotted tilapia), 8702 nucleotides. Its product is annotated as kinesin-like protein KIF21A. The transcript has 36 exons. Bases 368 to 5227 code for a protein of 1619 amino acids. Gene Ontology annotation, cellular component: microtubule associated complex. Gene Ontology annotation, biological process: mitotic spindle organization; microtubule-based movement; spindle elongation. The record is from RefSeq and is a predicted model, not a curated record. Lineage: Eukaryota; Metazoa; Chordata; Actinopteri; Cichliformes; Cichlidae. Gene Ontology annotation, molecular function: microtubule binding; microtubule motor activity; ATP binding.